GCCAUGUUAUCGAGGGGAAACGAAUCAAGUCGUCGGCGCUUCUUGGCUAGGAGAAGAUCAACCACAAGACGUUUGAAACUCCGCCAUCACCGCUAAAUCAAACCUCCAUCUUUUAUAUUCGUUAGCUUUGAAGUCGUAGUGUCACCGGCCGGCGAAGCUGCUGGCCGAAACGUUUUUUUUUUAGCGUUUUCCAUUGGUUUGAAGGCCGAAACGGCUGCCAUGGAUUUUUAAGGCAUAAUGCGGCACCUCUAAUGCAAUGCAUAAUGCAAGGCAAAAUCAACUGCGAAAUUCAAUUUUCGCGACUGCUAAGCAGUUGGGCUCAAAUACCGUCCGCGGUAUACCUGCGAGCCAACCGGUACCGCUGCUCCUGGACCGGAGGAAGCUAACGCUAGCUAGUCACCUUAGCUAAUAAACAACACCAACUGAAAGAGAGAUUCAUCGAUUCAUCUGAACGUCAACACUAAAAUUAAUUUAAAAAAAAUGAAGCCUCAAGACAUCAUCGCCGGGGAAGCCAGCCUGUGGGUCUUCGGGUACGGGUCUCUGGUGUGGAAGCCUGACUUCAAGUACAGGAGGAGCCAGGUCGGCUACAUUCAAGGCUACAAGAGACGUUUCUGGCACGGAGACAACUUCCACCGCGGCAACGAGGAGUUGCCUGGAAGAGUGGUGACGCUGAUUGAAGACGAUGACGAGAGCACUUGGGGCGUGGCGUUCGAGGUGACGGGAAGUGAAGUCGAAGAGUCCCUGAAGUACCUCAACCUCCGCGAGACUGUCUGCGGGGGCUACAUCACCAAGAUGGUGGAUUUCUUCCCCGAGGGGGAGGAACGGCCUCCGGUUCAGGCGCUGGUGUACAUCGCCACCACGGGGAACGCCCUGUACCUGGGGCCGGCCAGCCCGGAGAUGAUUGGCGUCCAGAUCGCUGUGUGCAGGGGGAAGACGGGCCACAACAUGGAGUAUCUGCUCCGGCUGGCCGAGUUCAUGAGGAGCAGCUGCCCGCACGUGGAAGACCAUCACCUGUUCUCCAUCGAGGCAGCAGCGCUGACCGUGGUGUCCUACCUGUUAGCAGCCCAGUAGCUCGUACCCUUUGUCUCACUACCUUAUAUAGUGGAUACAUACACACACACACACACACAGACAGAGGCUUUUCACAUAUCAUGCCAGUCCACCUGUGUUUAAUGUUGUGAAAUCUUAACUUUACACUUCCAUCCAGUGUACUUGAAUCCAUUGAAUGCUACUAUGAUAAUAAAAGGGAAGCAUGAUGUUAGGUGUUUGGUUAUUUUCCUGAUGCAUGACCUCAUGGUCGCAUUGUAAUGUGCAUAUUUGUACAUCACUUACAAAAUGUAUGAUGACUGGGUUUGUCCUUUUCUGUAAACAUUUGUGCAGUUCUGUUUUUUUUUUUUUUUUUUAAAGGCACAUUAACAUUAUUUGCACAGUUCAAGUUCCGUCCAAUCCAGACAGUACAGCAAGUAAUUGUGGUUGCUCCUAUUUGCAAUUCACCAAAAGGAUGCUGUGAUAAUGUGUGGUGGUUUUUUUUUUUUUGUUUUUUUUAAAAGCACACCUGUUUUAAACAGUUGUUUGUGGCAAUGUUUUCAUCCAGCAGCAAACUCCAAUAAAAAGUUAAAAGAA
Anarrhichthys ocellatus (wolf-eel) is the source of this 1623-nucleotide messenger RNA. It is a transcript of the gene chac1, whose product is annotated as ChaC, cation transport regulator homolog 1 (E. coli). Gene Ontology annotation, biological process: glutathione catabolic process. Gene Ontology annotation, molecular function: glutathione specific gamma-glutamylcyclotransferase activity. Gene Ontology annotation, cellular component: cytoplasm. The record is from RefSeq and is a predicted model, not a curated record. Bases 481 to 1071 code for a protein of 196 amino acids. The transcript has 3 exons. NCBI's taxonomy places the organism in Eukaryota, Metazoa, Chordata, Actinopteri, Perciformes, Anarhichadidae.